CUCCUUACCGGAACGUUUCUCGRCUUUAUGGUGUCGUCGUGAGCAGAGGCCGCCCGUCAGACAAUCCGGUAACAGCCAGUGGAUUUCAGUAGUGUCUCUGUCUGCUCUCAGGUCUUUUUUUUUUAUCGGCCACUGUGUUUCAACCGUCGUUGUAAAGCAGUUGCUCUUCCUCUCAGCUGCCGUGUAGGAUCUAAAAAUGGCGGCUGUUUCAGCGGAUCACGGUCUCUGCAGCCUUUUGCCUUAACUCACCCAGUUAAAUCUGAGCACCAUGUAAACAAACCAGGCAGCAAACCAAUCCAAGCGUUAGCCUGCACCAGCUCCAGCUCCAGAACCAGUGGCUUACUGGUGAGUGACCAGCAGCAGCAGACAGAGUGGCGGCGCUGUCACCUUCCAGCUGGAGAGGCAGGCUGAUGGAGAGCGACUGCCGGAUCCCAGUCGCCUGCUGUCGRCCUCGGGUCCUCCUGCUCCACGCUCUGUUCUGGGGUCUCGUCUCGCUUAGAGUGUUUGGAGCGGCGCUGCUGAGCGAGGAGAAGACGACAGCAGUGAAGCCUGUUGUYGCCCCCUGCUGGCUGCUGGAGAACUUUGUAGUGUUGGAGGAAUGCAACCGCUGCAGCGACUUCAUCGCUAAGACGCAGACGGUGUGCAGACAGACGGGAUACGUGGAGCGGGUGAACUGCACCAAGACCAGCAGACAGGAGUACAAGAGCUGCCGCUCCGCCCUGAUGGAGGAGCAUCUCUUCUGGAAGUUUGAGGCGGCCAUGUUGGCUCUGACGGUCGUCUUCGCCGUCCUGGUGGUCAUCCGCCAGCGCUGGCUGGAUCGCCUCGCCUCCGAGAAGGUCCGCCGACAGAUCGAGUCCAUCUAGGAGGAGAGGGUCUUGUUGGGUUUUUAAAUCCCGUGGCAGUAUUUUUAAAAUGGAUCCAGGCUGGGACCGGACCUGGUGGACAUCCUCCAUGGAGCUGGCUGAGCUCAGCUCCCCGAAUGAGAAGUUUUUCCUCUUCACCAGCGACUGUUUCUCUGCUAAAAAAGCAGAAAAAAAACAAACAAAAAAAAACACUAAAACCGGGACAAUGAGAUGUCCGGACUCAUGAUGCAAACUGUAGAUUAUAUUUUAGUGAACAGAGUUUAUAGAGAAAUCAGGGAAGGAGAAGUUUGAUCUGGAUCAGAACAAGUGAAACUGACAAACCUCGGGAACAGAAGCUGAAACCUCUCUUCCUGCAUCGGCUGAUGUCAGACAGGAACUUCCUUAUAUGGACUCUGGAAGUGACAGUUGUCAGCAGCGGUUUCUGAAGUGUGGAACAAAGAUCUUUUUCUUUCAAGAUUAAACAUUUUCCUGCAGAAAUAUUAAAUAAAAGUCUGAAAAAGAUUCCAAUGUGAUAUUUAAAUAUGCAGUUCUGUUUCAGUUUUCCAUUAAAAACUUUUUACAUCCGUGUUUUGGUUGAUGAGGCUGUAUUCCGGUUCCUGUGCAGAAAUUUGACCAAAGUAUUUUUGAGCUCUGGAUAAAUAAACAAAUAGUCAAUUAAAUGGUUCAUUAGAUUAAAAUUAAUUCCAAUCGAUUAAUGACGUCUGUUUAAACCUUUUUUCAGUGUUGUGGUUUCGGCCGCCAUCCUUAAGCGAAGAUGUUAAUCUGAAAAAUAAAAAUAAAAAUGGCGGCUGUAUCUCAACGGGAAAGAAAAACGGUCCAGACGGAAUCAAUUGUGGGAUGUAAAUUGCAGUUUUUGCGGUUCUAUUUAGAAAUUUAAACACUCGACAAGCUCCUGAAGUUAUGACUUUAAUACAGCUGACUCAAAAUGUUACAAUGCAUUGUUUCUUUUAAAUUCGGUAUAUGGUGCAAAAGUUAGCCCUUUGCUUUAGAAAGACUGGUUUCUCUUGAUGCAAGAGAAACAGUUUAUGAAGAGAUCGUCCGCUUAUCAAUAAACUUUAGAGUAACUUAUUAAUCGAUUACUUACAUUCCAAAGAGAAACGAGAUUACUUAAAAAAAGAAGUUUGUAUUCUGCCAUGCGAACCAUUGUUUCCUUCCUGUUUGUAUUUAUUUUGUCAGCUCACAGUAUAGUAAUCUUACCCGAACUGGCUCCGAACUUUUUAGUGUUUUUAUAGUUUCAAAUCUACUGUGGAGUCUGAAAAUGUCUCAUCUUGACAUCCCGGAUGCGCUGGAAAGAUUUAAAAGUUUGAAAUUGGUCAGAACGUGACGUCAUCGGUCAUAUCCGCCCAUUCUUCACCUGAUUGGUUCACCUUUCCUCUGGCUGAGUUCUGAUUGGUUGCUGCUUCACUGUCAAUACAGACAAAUUUUAAAAUUAAAACAGUUUUAAUUUUAUGUUCCUUUAUGGAAGUGUUUCAGCCUCAUUCUGAUGUUUUUAUUGUAAAUAAUAGGUUUAUGUUGGACUUUUUUUGUUUCUGUGAAGUUUCUGACAAAAUAAACUGAAGAGGAAACGGUGUGAGUUACCUGAUUUGAUUUAGUUCAAAAAGUCUGUUUUAUUAUUUCAAUAAAUAUGUUACAAAUA
This is a messenger RNA of Poecilia reticulata (guppy), 2499 nucleotides long. It is a transcript of the gene jtb, whose product is annotated as jumping translocation breakpoint. Gene Ontology annotation, biological process: mitotic cytokinesis. Gene Ontology annotation, cellular component: midbody; centrosome; cytoplasm. The record is from RefSeq and is a predicted model, not a curated record. Lineage: Eukaryota; Metazoa; Chordata; Actinopteri; Cyprinodontiformes; Poeciliidae.